Molecule: messenger RNA, 957 nt
Organism: Gambusia affinis (western mosquitofish)
Lineage: Eukaryota; Metazoa; Chordata; Actinopteri; Cyprinodontiformes; Poeciliidae
Product: 40S ribosomal protein S19
Exons: 6
Coding region: 168-626 (152 amino acids)
Biological process (GO): ribosomal small subunit assembly; translation
Cellular component (GO): cytosolic small ribosomal subunit; ribosome
Molecular function (GO): RNA binding; structural constituent of ribosome
Source: RefSeq, a predicted model, not a curated record
GUGUUGAAUGCACCCAUGGUGUCAUCCUUUUCUUAUGCGGACAGUUUUCCUCCAUCCUUCAUCAUCAGCAUCAUUUCCUUCAGAUGCUCCGCUGCGUUAGCGUCGACUAAACGGGGACACCUUCAGACUGGAGAGCCCUACUGACGUCUAUAAACUAUAUCAUAAAAAUGCCCAGCGUGACGGUGAAAGAUGUCAACCAGCAGGAGUUUGUAAAGGCAUUGUCAGCCUUCCUUAAAAAAUCUGGGAAACUAAAGGUCCCAGAGUGGGUCGACACUGUGAAGCUGGCCAGACACAAGGAGCUAGCUCCCUGCGAUGACAACUGGUUUUACACCAGAGCAGCAUCCACAGCCCGCCACCUCUACCUGCGAGGAGGUGUGGGAGUGGGCGCCAUGAUCAAGAUCUAUGGAGGCCGCCAGCGGAACGGCGUAUGCCCCGCCCACUUCAGCGUGGGCUCCAGGAACGUAGCAAGGAAGGUUCUUCAAGCCCUGGAGGGCCUCAAGAUGGUGGAGAAAGACCCCAAUGGCGGUCGUCGACUUACUCCUCAAGGUCAGAGGGAUUUAGACAGAAUUGCUGGACAGGUCGCCUCUGCAAACAAGAAACAGCGAAGUUUACAAAGCGCCGCCUGAGGAAAGCAUCCAGAGCGCAUACGGCGUGUUUAUUCACUUUUUAUUUGCUUGUCUUUUCAUAUCAGCCUGGUUCCCACUCUGUCCAAGGACAGCAGACAGAGAUGCAUGAGUCUGCAGUUCAGCUGAACUUGUGAACCAAUAUAAAGUAUAAACAAGUAUUAGCAUGUUGAAGUUGUUGCUCUCCACCAAGAAACUAAAAACCGGAAAAUAAAGCAAAUACAACGGACCCAAAAAUGUUUUACUCUUUCGAACAGGUUUGUUUGCAGAAAAAUAUGCAUAUUGUUGAUUUAGCUACAAUAAAAGCAGAUCAAUAAAUUUAUUUGUCCUGUCA